AUGAGGGUGAAGCGGGACGCGGAGUACGACGAUGUGGAUGACGACCGCCCGAUGCGGAAGUAUCGAAAGGAUGCGAGCGGCCUCCGGGUGCCGGUCGUCUGGACCGAGGUGCGAGAGCCCGAAGAGCCCUCUGGCGAGAGCGUGUUUCGUCUUGCGUGGUUGUUUGUGGAGGGAUGGCGGCAGAAGCUGCAGAAGGCCGGGGACAUGAUUGAGAAGGCGCGAUGGGAAUGGGAGAUUGAUGGCACGACGACGGCCUGUACACAUAGUCGGGCGUCGAGUUUGACGUUUGGAGUUGUGAUUGCGGACGCCCGCAUACGUGUGCCUGAAGAGAUGAACAAGAAGAAGAAACAACGGAAGUCGGUGCAUUGGGCGUUGGAUGGAUGA
This is a messenger RNA of Colletotrichum gloeosporioides, 384 nucleotides long. RefSeq lists its product as uncharacterized. The transcript has a single exon. Lineage: Eukaryota; Fungi; Ascomycota; Sordariomycetes; Glomerellales; Glomerellaceae. The record is from RefSeq and is a predicted model, not a curated record. Bases 1 to 384 code for a protein of 127 amino acids.